AUGUCGCGGCGCUACCCCACAGCCGAGCUCUACGAGGAGCGCCAGCGCGACUUCUAUCGCAACGGCGGCCGCAGUGACCGCAGCUACGAUGAACUCGAUAUAGAGCUCCGCCGCGGUGGAGACCCUCGUCGUAGCGUUCCCGACUUCCUCCACCAGGACUACGACCGACGCUCCAAUGCCGGCCAGAUGGUAGUGCGGGAGCGCCGAGAGGAGGACUUCGAUACGCGCUCGCGUAGAGGUCGUGAGGUCGAAGAAGACACCGUCAUGGUCCGUAGCGGCCGUCCUGGGCCACCUUCUAGUGUGAGGGGGACCGAACGAGACGAUAUCAGCAUCCGACACAGCGAGGCUCCUUCUCGCCGUCCACGCGAGGUCGAGCGCGAAGAGACCGACAUCACUAUCCGCCAUCGGGAUCAGUCAAGGCCGAGAGCGCCUCCUCCACCUCCUCCGCCUCCGCCUCGCGAGGUCGAGCGCGAGGAUAUUGUCUUCCGCCGCGGUGGUGGUGACCGCCCAAGGCCCCGUGAAGUCGAUAUCGAGCGCGAGGAAGUGAGGUUUCGAGAACGAUCUCCAGUACGGCGCCGCGAUGUCGAGAGGGAAGAUUUCGUUUUCAAGCACGAGCACCGCGAGGACAGCCGCACUGGCCGUGACGAGCAUAAAGACACUCUGGUCAUUAGGAAUCGCGAGAGGAGUCUGCCACCCCCUCGCGUGCGUGGGGAGAUGGUCGCAAGAGAACGCGAGGAGUUUGUUGUCCGUCGCCGAGAGCCCUCUCCACCACCUCGCGAACGCGAAGUGAUCAAAGACGAGAUCAUCAUUCGACGCAGGGAAGAGCGUUCACCUACCCCGCCUCCUCCACCUCCACCACCGCAGCCAGAGCCGGAGAUUCGUCCGCCCAUCAUCCAGGAGAUCAUCACACACCACAGGCACAUCGACCAUGGAGUUGAGCGUGCUCGUUCACCUACCCCGCCACCGCCUCCUCCGUCCCCCCCUCGAGACGAAAGUCUGGAGAUAUCGAUAAAACGGAACCAUCGCGGCCGCGGUCGGGAUUUUGAAGAAGAUAUCAUUUACGAGCGUGAGACCAUCGAGCGACCAGGGCGUGAGACAGAUAUCUCUCUGAGAGAAACGCGAUCUCUUAGCCGACCAAGGCGCGCCCGCACCGCGCCGAUCGACUCAGACUUCGACCAAGAGGCUGAAUACUACAACCGAAAGGCCUUGGAGCGGACAUACCCAGGGGAAGCGUACAAUGGGGCUACCAAAGACUGGGCCAUUGUAGAUGUGCCACCUGGCACUAACCGCGUCCGCAUGGAUGGUAUCGGUGGUGGAGCGCAAGAGAUCACCUGGCAACGCUACAAUGGCGUACGCCGCUCCAAGUUCAUCAGUGGAGAUGAAGAGAUUGGGACGGACUUUGGUGCCCCUGCUCCUGCAAAAGGAAAGCCCAAGGACAUGUGGACCGAGAUUACCAAAGAUCUCGUGCUCAAGGAAGCUAUUGAUUCUAUGGGCUACAGUUAUGACGAGACGGAUGACUUCUUUUAUGUCAUGGAAUAUCUGCGCUACGAGGACGUUCUCCAGCUCGUUGAGAUUUCCGACGACAUUCGCCGUCGACGCAAAUCUCGCAUACGCCAGAUUGAGUAUGAGCGUGAAGAGAUCCGUGGAGGUAGACCUCGCGAUUGGGACGACAACUACUCGGAGCACGAAUUUGUUCUCGAUCGCCAUCGAACCAGAUACCGCUAG
Messenger RNA from Didymosphaeria variabile, 1725 nucleotides. RefSeq lists its product as uncharacterized. The coding region runs from base 1 to 1725 and encodes 574 amino acids. The transcript is spliced from 4 exons. Lineage: Eukaryota; Fungi; Ascomycota; Dothideomycetes; Pleosporales; Didymosphaeriaceae. The record is from RefSeq and is a predicted model, not a curated record.